Messenger RNA from Schistosoma mattheei, 1486 nucleotides. NCBI's taxonomy places the organism in Eukaryota, Metazoa, Platyhelminthes, Trematoda, Strigeidida, Schistosomatidae. The record is from the annotation of a GenBank genome assembly.
GCGCCUCAAAUGACCUUUAGAUGGGUGAGUUCCUACGUCCGCUUCAUAAAGUGUGCGAUUAUAUUCUGAAAGAUAUUUUUGUCUUAGAUGGUUCGUGAAUGAUAUUCAAACCCUUUUUGUCAGUUCUCCAUGCUAUUUUUGUUUAUUUAUGGUAAUUCAUUGUUGGCUUUAGUGGUUUAAAUAUUAGUAAUUGUCCAGAAACUCUUUUGAUAUGUACACUCUGUGGAUUUUAGUUCUCGAAAAUAACCGUUUUGAGAGUUCUAGUCCUCUUUUUUCAGCUCUUUCAUGCUUCGUCGAGACCUCUAUCUUUUUAUUACUGAUGUAGUGGUGUCUUAAGAGAGGCAAUUACUGAAACCUAAUUUCCUUCCGGUGAAAAUGUGUGUCUUGUUGCUGUUCAAAGUGUCGUUGGUCUUUUGAUUUUAAUGUAAAUAUCUUUGUAGAUCACAGUCCUUGUGUUGCUAUCAUGAUUGAACACAUUGAUGCUAUAAAACUGGAUAAAGGAAGCUGUCUUGGUCGUGUUCCUUAUAACUCGGUGAUUGGAUUCAUCUUAGUACUUGUUGGAGGUGGUGUCUUGUGUGGUACAAUUUAUUCUGGAAUAUCACGUAUCGAUACAUACUUUCGGUUGUAUUUUUUUCCUGUGUACUCUUUACCUUAUCUAAGAAUAGCUGCAGUUGUGAAUGGGGCAGUAGCCGUUCUACUCGCUUUUCUUAUACUAAUUUUCUCAACACUUGUGAAUAAUGCUACUCGUGGCCGCAUCUAUCGUGGUGAUCGCUACAUUAUGGGUGGGCGUUGUUCAGCAGCUCUGUUCAUGUGCACCACAUAUGUAACCAUAAUUGUAUGGUUAAUAUUUUUAGCAUUCCUUGUUGUCCCUACAUUUUGUUGGGCAAUGUUCAACUCGAUUUGUACUGCUGAGUUAGCUGAUGUUUGGCAUGGACCAGGUGCACGACGUCCUGGUCCUGAUGGCCGUGUUGCUCCAUCUCUGUCAGAGUUACGAGAUCGCAAAGAUUAUCUGGCGGAAACGUAUACAGCUCGUCUUGCCUACUAUUAUCAAAAUCUCAAUUUUGGCUAUAAUCCUUCUGAGUCUCAAAAUGGUUUCAGACCUCCUUUUGUUAAUCUUGGAAACUCGCCCAAUCUACCAAAUUAUCACGCCAAUCGAUAUUAUUCUCCUGAUUUCAACUACAUUUUUAACUUGACACAUUAUGGCGUUUAUAUUAAACCAUGGAUGUAUGAUGAGUCACUGAAUUAUCGUGAAGCCAUUACUUCGCUGAACGAAUUUGCAAGAUUUUGUGACGAAGUUAUGAUAGUGGGUCCACUUUUUGCUUGUUCACUUGGCGGUGCUAUUUUUGUUCUACUUGGUUUGACUCUAUUUGUUGGCUCAUUGUCAGCUUAUUAUACUCGAUUAAAAUUGACAAAAGAACUGACAGAUUUCAAACAGAGCAUUGCAUUAAGAUCACCCAAAAAUCAUGAUCCAUCAGCUUAUUUUUAA